UUCUCCUCAAACUCCACCCCCAACCCCCUCUUUAAUCAAUCUCCGGCGUCAUUGUUCUAUCUCCGGCGAGUAUAGGUCUUCCGGCCUCCUGCACAACUAUAAUGAAAAGAAACUGCGGUUUGGAGCUCCGGCUAGUGCCACCAUCUCUCUCUUUUCCGGCUAAAGAUUGCCACCACUUUCAACAACACCCCAAGUGGGAAAUGAAUAAAAUGAAGAAUGGAAGUACCACAAAAGAGGAACAACAGCAGCUAACAAUAUUCUACAAUGGAAAAGUUGUGUCGUGUGAUGUCACAGAGCUACAGGCUAAAGCAAUCAUACUGGUAGCGAGUCAGCAGAAAUUGAACACGGCGGCGAUGAUGUCGUCAUUUUCCGUUCCAUCUCCGCCGUCGCCGGUGCUUCAAUCCCAGCAAGUAUGCAGCGCUUAUGGUCUCUCCAUGAAGAGAUCUUUGAAGCUAUUUCUUCAGAAGAGAAAGAAUAGGGUCCAUGCAGCAUCCCCCUAUCAAUCCUAUCGUCACUAAUAAUAAUUGUCGCAAUUAUUAUUACUCAUUUUCAUGAAUCAAAAUCGUCUCCUAUGGGUAUUAUUGUCUCAAGAUAUAGAACAAACUCCUGUAACCCACCGUCAUAUAUGCGAGACAAAGUACACCUUCAUGAAAUAUAGAGUAUAUACAACUAUAGAUAUUAUUAUGUUUAGGAAUAUUAAAGUGACUGUAUAUAUGUAUGUAUGUAUAAUUUCUAGACAUUUAAAUUAUUCGAGUUAA
Ipomoea triloba (trilobed morning glory) is the source of this 758-nucleotide messenger RNA. RefSeq names its product protein TIFY 5A-like. Gene Ontology annotation, cellular component: nucleus. NCBI's taxonomy places the organism in Eukaryota, Viridiplantae, Streptophyta, Magnoliopsida, Solanales, Convolvulaceae. The transcript is spliced from 3 exons. The record is from RefSeq and is a predicted model, not a curated record. Gene Ontology annotation, biological process: response to wounding; regulation of defense response; regulation of jasmonic acid mediated signaling pathway. The coding region runs from base 102 to 518 and encodes 138 amino acids.